AAGAAAUGUAUCAGACUACGUUCUCUAUAGGGUCAGGUGUUCCACUGGCCCAUCGUAGCACGACUAUACCUGCGCCAGAGUCUCCGUCGAUCCUUUCUGAGACUCCCUGUGCCUCUUCAGGCGAUAGCGAUGAGCUUCCACCUGAGGAUGAAGCCGAGGAUGCUUCUGUAUCUAACACUUCAGCUACAGAGUCACCACAUCCUAUGGAUCCGGCUUCGGACCACGAGAAUGAUUCGUUAGUUAAUCCUUCCAUCGAGCCAACGACGCAUCCUCCGGAAGAUGAAGGUCCUCCACGACUUUGACCAACGCCAUGGUACGGCCGCAACCGCAAUUGCUCGUUCGCAUGUGCUCCAACGCUCUACCCCAGUUCCUUGGUAUAUGGAUCCAGCGGUCACAGCCAUCGAUCGUGGCAAGAUUAAGCUGGAUGACAUCGCAGAAGCACCAGAGUACACUUCCGGUCUUGCUCAUCAUGGCGAUGCGUAUACUCAAUCAGGCGAUGAGGACAACGGGUUGGGCUUGGAAGACACUCACCAUCAAAAUAAAGAGCAUCUUCACUUGCCAAACGAGGAUGCUGAUGCAGCACUUCCGAACUUCGAGAAGCAUGAACAAACUUUGACACCGGAGCUCCAGCGCAUCAAGUCGCCAUUGGCUCAGCCCGCACCUCCACUAGCACCGGCUCACGUCAACCCGGAUGAUCCAGUCUAUGAGGCUGUGAUCUUCCCAAACGAGACCAAGGAAGUAAUCGCAGUGCAUCCUGGGAAGCCUUCCAAAGUGAGGCUUGAUGUGCCUUCGCUGCUCAACUUCGAUGGAGAGCAGGUCGAUGAUUGGGCGAGAGAUAUCCUCGCAGCCAUCCACAAUCACAAGUUUUUGGCAGACCUAGCAGCCAGCCAGCACGAGACUCCAACAGGAAAUGCCUACAUUGCAGCUGAAAAGAACGAUGGCGAACAUAUCGAGGUGCCGGAUAAUGGCCAAGUCAAAUUUGCAGAGGGCCACGCAGUCAAGGUGCAACUAGCCAAGGAAACUCCCAGUAUCGAAGUGGUCCCAAAUCACUCAAAGGAAGCUGUGCAACCCACGAUGCUCGGUACCCCAGUAGCCGUGGACGAGCGCGCCGUUACUCUAGCAAAUUGGGCUUCUCUUGUACAACUCGAUGGUCACCGCCUUCUUGAGCCUGAGAAUCCGGCCGCUACGCCUUCCAUCCGACAAGACCACGUUCAGCCUCUUAGCUUGUAUCCUCUCCCAGUCUAUCAAGAGCGCACAGAGAGCCGUUCAGAAGCGCCGCUCGUACGGUAUCUUCGGGUGUCUGCGUAUCACCUCUCUCUCAUCCUCUUCUACUAUGUCAUCAUCUCCUUCUUUCUUCCAGGUACAAGCGUACCGGCGAGUCUCUACCUUGUAGCGAGCACAUUUUUGGGCGCCAUGUGGGCAGUCCUAUACUAUCUUCAGCGCGAGCCUGACAAGCCUCGUACUGCUCGUGUCAUCGAUCGGUCGAAGAGCACCACAAAGAAGCGUUUUAUCAAGAUCUGUGGGACUCUGUUGGCUGUUACUGCUAUGAUUGCCGCAGUGGCGUACGGCACAACGCCGGGUGAACAUUCUAGGGAGAACCCGGCCUCGGUGGCCACAAUUCAUGCGAUUCAGGCGGAGACGUUGGCCGUGUGUACCAAUACGCUUGAUUGGGAGACUGUAUUCAGGCCCAUCACCACCUGCCUUGUGAACACACCGAAUCCCUUCCUCAUUAUUCCAAGAGAUCCAGCGAUUAACCAUAUCGCUAAGGACUCUGCCUCCGUGUUUGACUCUGACUACGAGUCCGAUUCCGACAUCUACGAUUCCUAUGGCAAGCCCAAGGCUGUCGCCACGCGUGCUUCUUCAAAUUGGCCCAGUCAACUCCUGGGCCUGGGUGCUGGCGUUUUGCUUGCGGGCGUGCAUAUUUGGUGGGCACAGAAUGGGCUUGAGGUAUAUCUCAAAAAUUACUUCUAGUUCUUCUGUCGUUGCUGGAGGUGUCAAAGGGAAAUAUGGUAGGAAGCUUACAAAGAGGAUGAGAUAAGUGCCGGCCAUCAGCGGUGCGGCAAGAUAUGAGAGCACUCAGCGAUUCAUGGGGAAAUUAUAGUCGAUGGUGGCGACAUUUUGGUGGUGGAGAAAGAAGGAGAGAGAGUUGAAGCUAGGUAUGGGAGGCUCGAAGAGGGCGUCAACUUGGGAAGAAAUGUCAUGACCCUUAAUAAACUCAUGAGGUUAAGGAGGGAUAUGAUUCAA
Molecule: messenger RNA, 2244 nt
Organism: Paraphaeosphaeria sporulosa
Lineage: Eukaryota; Fungi; Ascomycota; Dothideomycetes; Pleosporales; Didymosphaeriaceae
Exons: 3
Coding region: 280-1971 (563 amino acids)
Source: RefSeq, a predicted model, not a curated record